AUGAAAUCUUCAAAGGAGAAGCUAAGCAACAUGGCCAGUGCCGCCAAGGAACACGUUGACAUCUGCGGAGCCAAAAUUGACGAGAAGACAGAGAAAGCAAGGGCACGAACAGAGGAGGAGAAAGUGAUAGCACAUGAGCGCGCAAAGGCGAGAGAAGCAAAGGCAAAAAUGGAGUUGCAUGAAGCCAAAGCCAGGCAUGCAGCCGAGAAGCUAAGCACCAAGCAGGCGCACCUGGACCCUUCCUCGUUUGGAGCACACCAUCAGCAGCCCCCAACAACAACGCACCAGCAACCAUUAGGGUCUCUUGCAACGCCUGCUGGAGGAGUCACCAAUCCUUCAUAUCCAUUGGGAGGAAAUCAUCAUAUCAAUAAGCACAUUUAGAUAUAUGUGUAUGUAUACGGUUAUACUUAGUUAUUCCCCCCACUGAUGGCCACUACUACUGUUUCUUUGCGUGUUAGUUUCUGUUUCUGGUGAUUCACGUUUUCAGUUGUUAGUUAUCGGAUAUG
Arachis duranensis is the source of this 506-nucleotide messenger RNA. Its product is annotated as late embryogenesis abundant protein 6-like. Gene Ontology annotation, biological process: embryo development ending in seed dormancy. The transcript is spliced from 2 exons. The record is from RefSeq and is a predicted model, not a curated record. Lineage: Eukaryota; Viridiplantae; Streptophyta; Magnoliopsida; Fabales; Fabaceae. Bases 1 to 381 code for a protein of 126 amino acids.